Molecule: messenger RNA, 1728 nt
Organism: Pyrenophora tritici-repentis Pt-1C-BFP
Lineage: Eukaryota; Fungi; Ascomycota; Dothideomycetes; Pleosporales; Pleosporaceae
Source: RefSeq, a predicted model, not a curated record
AUGGUCUCGCCCGUUUCUUUCGGCCCUUCGCCGCCAGGCGCGCACACCCGCUUGAGCACAAGCUCAUCGCCACAGCCCUCCAUGUCGUCCGCUAGCGACUCCCCAUUUACCACUCCCAACUUCGACUCCAGCAUAUUCAACCCCUCCGACACACAAUCUGAAGAGCGGACAGAGAGACGGACGGCUUCGCUCGAGGUCGUGCCCAAGCUUGAAGAGACCGAACUUCAAUUGGCCGAUGUGAAAGAGGAGCCCUCCCCGGAAGAUACGCCCAUCUCCCCCACCGAACCCGUGCGGAUACGUCGUGCCCGUGGCAGGCCCAGGAUACACCCUCCUCGCUCGCCCACUACUCUUGCAAAGCAGGCCAAGGCGCGAUCGAAAACGGGGUGCACGACAUGUCGGAAACGGAAGAAGAAGUGUGACGAAACCAAGCCAUUCUGCUUGUCAUGUCAAAAGAACAACAUCCACUGCGAGGGUUACAAGCCCGUUGAGAUAUGGAAGAGUGGAAAGGAACGGGCCGCAGAAGGUGUGUGGUUCUGCUCCGCCACCCGGAAGCGAAGUCUCGACGUCAAGUUCGAGCUUCCGCCGCUCAUGGAAGGCGUAGAGAACGACCUCGACCGUGACCUCCUUCAGCACUUUGUUAGCCGAGCCAGCGCCGUCCUCAGCUUACACGGCGACAAAGCAACCAACCCAUUUACCAAGAUUUUGCUACCCAUGGCACUCCAGCACGAAGGUCUAAUGCAUUCAGUACUGUGCCUGUCAGCUUCGCACAUGUAUUCUGUCAGCCCCUCACAGGAAUACGAGGACAGACAGGCCUUCCACCGAGGCAAAGCACUACAGCUUCUCAAGCACGAUCUCGAGCGACAAAAGGCCGGCGAGGGAGGUGUAAUGGUCUAUGAGGACUCUAACGUGGCUCAGAUACUACUGCAUCUUCUGCAUUCAAUAUGCGACGGCAACACUUCGGGCGAGUAUCGUAUGCACAUGAUCGCCGCAAAGCAGAUCGCGAUGAACCAAAAGUCAUCCAAUCCAGAGUUCCAGACCCUCUUUGACGAAUUUUUCUACUACCACUGGAUAGCAAGUCAGAUCACUUCCCUGGAUGGCACAGAGGUUCCCAUGAUGGAUGACUUCAACCUUCCUUUUAAGAUCAGCCCGGAGACGGCCGGACUAAUCGGCAUAUCGGACGGCCUCUUUGGUUUCAUCUCGAAGAUCAGCAACCUGCGACGCAAGAUACGCUCUCGUAUUGAUGAAAAGCAGGAACCGAUCAUGGACUACGAGGCCUUGCUUUCUGCUCAUGCCAUCGACACUGGUCUUCGCGGAUGGGUAUGCCCUCACACACCUGGAUCCCCUCUAUACACAAUCUCGAUGCUCUACCGCCAAGCGACGUGGGUCUACCUUUACCGAACGACCAAGGACUCGAAGCCCCACCCUUUCAUCAAGAGUGCAGUCGAUGACGGCAUUCGAUACAUCAACGAAUUACCCGCAGAAGGCUGGGUGCAAAGUAACGUUUUACUACCCUUGUUUCUUAUUGGGUGCGCCGCAUUUGAGGAAGAGCAGCGCGUCGAGAUCAAUCGCGCAUUCAGCGGUCUCAUUGCCUGCACCGGUCUAGGCAACAUCGGCUUCGCAAAAGAGGUGGUUGACGAAGUAUGGGUCAAGAUGAAUAACAACGACCCCGACUCGUGGGAUUGGGAAAAAAUUAUCAAUGCGCGUGGAUGGGACUUCCUGGCCACAUGA